AGAUUGUAUUACAACAGUUAUAACUCUAUCUUGGAGAAAGUUUUCAGUUUGAUUUUUUGAUAUGUUUUGAUGGUAAAACCACAAAUAAUUCAACGGGAUAAAUAUAAUUGCAAUUUGAGCACUACUUUUGUUUUCCACGAUAGUGUUAGCUGAAUUUAAACUAAAAAUGGUGGUUGCCCGUUCUGGACAGUUGAGGAAGGUUUUCUUAAUUGCCUAAAUUGUUAGCUUUUAACGGUCGUGUCAGUUAAGCUAAAACAAAUCAUGGCGGGUGACUUCUGCGAAAAGUUUGGGAAAUGGUUUUUAGUUGCCCUCAACAUAUUAUUUUUUUUACUUGGUUUAGGAUUAUUGGCAACAGGAGCUUUAGUUAACAUAAAUGCAGUUUUUGAAGAGGUUUUACCCACUUUAAACAAAGUUCAAGUGGUGGGAAAUAAUUUUGGCGAUCUUUUGAACAGCAUCUCCAUCUUGGUGAUCAUUAUUGGCAUCUUUGUGGCUUUGGUAGCAGGUUUAGGACUAUUUGGAGCAUGCUGUGAGAACAAAUUUAUGUUAAUUGGGUACGCCAUCCUGUUGCUUAUAUUGGUGAUCAUGGAGACAACAACCGUUGUAUUCUUAUCUAAAAUGUCAAUGUUCAAUGAUAAAAUCAAGGGUGCCAUGCUCAGAGAGCUACAAAAAAAAUUUAUAGAUGAUUCUUUCAACACUUCCAACGCAUUUUCCAAUGGAUGGAAUUACAUAUUUUUAAAGUAUGAUUGUUGCGGAGUGAAUCCUGUUAGAGGACCAAACAACGACUUUGACGAAACUCCCUGGUGUAAGCAAAAAGGUGAAUGUUAUAUGAAUAAUGCACAGAUACCGAAGGCUUGCUGCAUUGGAGUGGAUGAAUCUAAUUUUGAAUCAAAUGCAACCGCUAGCUGCUACUCCGAUGUAUCUGGAAAUUAUAAGACGAAGGGUUGUUAUGAUAGACUUCAAGAAUUUAUUCAGAAAUACUCAAGGCCUGCCAUUGGGGUGUCAGCUGUUGUCAUAGUAAUCGAGAUUUUGGCUUUUGUGUGCGCCAUUAUCUUAUGUAAGGGAAAAUCAGAGUCUAAGGCUGUAUAAGAAGUUUACAAAGGAGAAAUGUGUGCCCAAUACGUGUCCAUCAUCAUCUUAUCUAUAGACUGAUAUCAGUAUUUAAUCACCUGUAGUCAUGUCUGUUCAAAAUAAGUUAAUAAUCAUGUUUUUUAUGGGGCUUUUUUAAAAUCACUUUUCCCAUCAAUAUUUUUCUUCUUAUUUUGUUCUUCCUAAAGGUAUAAGAUUGAUCAUUAAUGAAUAACUCGUAAAUCAACGAUCUUUUAUUAUUAGACCUAAUUGACAGUUUUUAGCAUAUAUUCUAUAUGUACUCAUUUAAUACAUGUAUA
Molecule: messenger RNA, 1385 nt
Organism: Saccostrea echinata
Lineage: Eukaryota; Metazoa; Mollusca; Bivalvia; Ostreida; Ostreidae
Product: tetraspanin-18B-like
Exons: 8
Coding region: 262-1086 (274 amino acids)
Cellular component (GO): membrane
Source: RefSeq, a predicted model, not a curated record